This is a messenger RNA of Gopherus flavomarginatus (Mexican gopher tortoise), 3107 nucleotides long. RefSeq names its product regulator of chromosome condensation 1 (gene RCC1). Lineage: Eukaryota; Metazoa; Chordata; Testudines; Testudinidae. Gene Ontology annotation, molecular function: guanyl-nucleotide exchange factor activity. Bases 225 to 1490 code for a protein of 421 amino acids. Gene Ontology annotation, cellular component: cytoplasm. The transcript has 13 exons. The record is from RefSeq and is a predicted model, not a curated record.
GGGAGGCCGCGCGCUGUGCCGGGGGCGUGGGGGAGCUCCACUGGCUCGGUGCUCACCGGUUAUUUCCUCCUCCUCUUCCAGCAGCUUCGCAGGCAGCGCGCUCCUGGCCCACGAGCAGCUUGGCAAGCAGCGCAUGCCUGCCCACAAGCAGCUUGGCAAGCAGCGCAUGCCUGCCCACAAGCUUCAGAUGCUAUGUUGCAUCAGUUGAAAAGCUCUACAGCAAUAUGCCGGGAAAGCGCGCUGCAAAGACGAGCCCGACACCAGAAGAAGGGUCUCCCGAGAGGAAGAAGAUUAAAGUCAGCCAUUCAUCACACCGGACGGAGCCUGGACUGGUGCUGACGCUGGGUCAGGGGGACGUCGGGCAGCUGGGCCUGGGAGAGGAUGUGAUGGAAAGGAAGAGGCCAGCCCUGGUGCAGCUGCCCGAGAAGAUCGUCCAGGCAGAAGCAGGGGGAAUGCACACCGUCUGCCUGAGCGAGACGGGCAAAAUCUACUCCUUUGGCUGCAACGACGAAGGCGCCCUGGGACGCGACACCUCCGAGGAGGGCUCGGAGACCACCCCGGGGCUGGUGGAGCUGCAGGAGAAGGUGGUGCAGGUGUCUGCCGGCGACAGUCACACAGCAGCGCUGACGGAGGACGGCAGGGUCUUCCUCUGGGGCUCUUUCCGGGAUAACAAUGGAGUCAUCGGUUUGCUGGAGCCCAUGAAGAAGAGUGCCCUUCCGGUGCCACUGCAGCUAGGGGUGCCCGUCCUUAAAAUAGUCUCAGGGAACGAUCACUUGGUGCUGCUGACCGCAGACGGGGACCUGUACACGUGUGGCUGUGGCGAGCAGGGCCAGCUGGGAAGGGUGCCGGAGCUCUUUGCCAACCGGGGAGGAAGGAAAGGUUUACAACGACUGCUCGUUCCUCAGCGCGUCCCUCUCAAGGGGAGAGGCGGCAAGGGCCGGGUGCGCUUCCGGGACGCCUUCUGCGGGGCGUACUUCACCUUCGCCAUCACCCAGGAGGGCUACGUCUACGGCUUCGGCCUCUCAAACUACCACCAGCUGGGGACGCAGGACACCGAGCCCUGCUUCACUCCCCAGAACCUGACGUCGUUCAAGAACUCCACCAAGUCCUGGGUGGGGUUUUCGGGCGGCCAGCACCACACGGUGUGCAUGGACUCGGAAGGGAAAGCCUACAGCCUGGGCAGGGCAGAGUAUGGCCGGUUAGGGCUUGGAGAAGGGGCGGAAGAGAAGAGCAUGCCUACCCCCAUCCCGGAGCUGCCAAGUGUCUCCUCCAUCGCCUGCGGGGCAUCUGUUGGCUAUGCUGUUACUCAGGAAGGGCGAGUGUUUGCUUGGGGAAUGGGCACCAACUACCAGCUGGGCACAGGAGAAGAGGAGGACGUCUUGAGCCCCGUGGAGAUGACUGGCAAGCAGCUGGAGAAUCGCGUUGUCCUGUCUGUGUCCAGUGGGGGGCAGCACACCGUCUUGCUGGUCAGAGACAAGGAGCAGAGUUGAUGAUGCAGCAUGAUGCAGCAGUAACGCAGGGGACGCCCCCUCGAGUGGCUCAGGGGUAGGGUUUGGGAGACUGGUCGUUUCCUGAGACCUUCUGAUUUGUCUGCAGAAUUAUGGGGGGAAGCCCCCCCAACUGACACCGGCUGCCUCUUACUCGAAUCCCAGGGGCAGAGUCUGCAUGGCUGGAGUGUGGCUUUUCAGAGACACCUUUCCCCUCUGGAAGCGUGCAGCUUUGCUGGCAUAUUCAGAGCUCACUGCCUCCUCUUCCUCUUCCUCCUCCCUGCUUGGUCGCCCCCGAAGCUGAUUUUCCAGCGUGAUGGCAAAGUGGGUUCCCCACCAUUUUAAACAAUUCCAGGCUCAGCCACGCUGGCAUUCUCCUUUAUAUGCAACAGGACUUGGGUGUCUCAAACUUUUUAAGCCCACAGCACCCGAAAGCCAAAUCCCCCAGCUCCUGUCUUCCUCUUGUCCCAUUUCCUUAGAGCUCUCCCACGGGCCUCGUGUGAUUUGAGUCACUUUUAUGUAUCUGUUGGCCGAGUCUCUUUUUAUUGUAGAUAUCUGAGGCUGGCCCUCCCUCUCCCAGCUCUUCCCCUCCGCUUCUUGCUUGAAUUGCUAGCCGGUGUGAUCACAGCAGACGUGCCUCAGUGCAGCGUAAGGUCCGGAGACAGAGGAUCUAACCUGGGGAGGGUUGUAGGGCAGACAGAGGUGGGAGGAAGCAUUCUGGUCUCUCCUGAGAGGUUUUCUAAUAUCAACUGAGCAUUGAGACUCCUCAGCCGGGAGUCUCUGAAGUCAGUCUCCGAAAUCCUUGUUUAAGUUCCUAAGUAGCUGGCCUUGUUUUUAACUGCAAAGAUGCUGAGCGAUCUUGAGUUCCCUCAGGAGCUGGGAGCGUUCAGGACCUCUGCAGAUUGGGCCACUUUUGAAGAGUAACCCCAGAGUUUUGCAUUUGAAUACGUUGACCUUAGACUAAACCCUACAGGUGGGUGAAGUUUUGAGCAAAUCAUUUGUCUAGUCAAAUCGUUCCAUUUCCCUAUCGGAUGCAGACGAGAGCUAGGAAGAGGCGUAUUUUCACAUGGCUUAACUCCCUCUUACGCACACCUCCUUUUAGAAUUGCAACCAGCCGGUCUUCACUCCCUGUAUCCAUCGCUGGAGACUUGCAACCAGAGAACACUUUUUUGUUGAUGGCUUUUUGUUUGUACUCUUCCGUGUCUCCCCCACCCUCCCCAGUUAGGUUUUUAAUUUGCUACAUAGGCCUUGAAGAGGAGGAAGAGAAUCCAGUUCCAACUAUGCAUUAGAUCACUCAAAGUAACCAGCCUGAUUUAAUACCCUGGAUGAUUGCGUGUGUGUCUAAUCAGCCAGGCCAGCCACACCUCUCCCACUCUGUCUUCUGCUGCUGCUGCAUUCCAAACACCUUGAAUAGGAACCGCAGUUCUGCAAAGAGCCGUUUUCGAUGUUAAGUUAUAGCAAUAUCAGGGAGGGAACAGGGAAAUUGUACAGUGGCUCAUAUAAUAGUUUUGAUUUUUUUUUUUUAAAAAGAAAAGAAUUUAAAAAUAUUUUGCGGGGUGAGUGGGGAAGAGAGGCAGGAAACUAAACUUUUAACAUUUGGAAUAAAUCGAGUUUUGAUAA